Messenger RNA from Vitis vinifera (wine grape), 2262 nucleotides. Its product is annotated as protein FAR1-RELATED SEQUENCE 5-like. Gene Ontology annotation, molecular function: DNA-binding transcription factor activity; zinc ion binding; sequence-specific DNA binding. Bases 1 to 2262 code for a protein of 753 amino acids. The record is from RefSeq and is a predicted model, not a curated record. Gene Ontology annotation, biological process: regulation of DNA-templated transcription. NCBI's taxonomy places the organism in Eukaryota, Viridiplantae, Streptophyta, Magnoliopsida, Vitales, Vitaceae. The transcript has 4 exons.
AUGACGUUGUCGAAUUCGGUUUAUCUUCAAAUCAUGCAAUCGGUGAAAGAGAAAACAAUCAAGCGGGAGUUUGAAGUGAAGGAGGAGGACGUCGUCAAUGACGAUGCAUUUAUCGGUGCCACUUACGACCUGGGUGGAAACGGUGUGAAACAAAAGGUGUUGAAGGGUAUUUCAGAUGAAGAAGUCUACAAAUUGCAAUUCGAUCGCAUAGAUGAGGCUGAAACAUUUUACAACAUGUUAGCUAGAGUAGCCGGAUUUAGUAUUCGAAAAGAUGAUUUGAAGCGAGACAAGAAUGGAGAUAUAAUAUCUCGAAAGUGGGUGUGUUCUAGAGAAGGACAGCGAGCGACAAAGUUUAUUGAAAAUGACAAGCGACAGCGUGAGCCACGAUCAUUGACUAGGGUUGGAUGUGAAGCUACAUUUCGUGUAGGCUUGAAUAGGAAAGAUGGAAAGUGGAUUGUAAAGGAAUUUAUAGGAUAUCAUAAUCAUAAUUUGGUCGAUGCUAUCAACACACAAUUCCUUCGGUCUCAUCGAACAAUAAGUAAUCUAGAAAAGGCACAAGUUGAUGUUUUGCGUAAAGUAGGUGUUAAAACCACACAAAUUAUGGACUAUAUGGUAAAACAAUCAGGGGGACAUGAGCACGUCGGUUUCACACAAAAAGAUAUAUACAAUCACGUUGAUGCAAUGCGUAGAAGUGAAAUUAAAGACGGUGAUGCAGAAGCGGCAUUGGCUUAUUUGUGUGGAAAGGCAGAAAUGGAUUCUUCAUUUUUUUAUAAAUUCAACAGUGAUGAAGAAAGUCGACUAGCAAAUUUGUUUUGGGCUGAUUCAACUGCUCGAAUGGAUUAUGCGUGUUUUGGAGAUGUCCUAGCAUUUGACACAACCUAUAGGACAAAUGCCUAUAAAAAGCCUCUAGUAGUGUUGGUCGGUGUUAAUCAUCACCAUCAAACUGUUGUAUUUGGUUGUGCGUUAUUGAUAGAUGAAAGUGUUGGGACAUAUGAAUGGGUGUUGGAGACAUUUCUUGAUGCAAUGAUGAAUAAGAAACCCAUAUCUGUCGUAACCGAUGGGGAUAAAGCUAUGUGUAAGGACUUCUCAAGGAUAUUUGCAAGGUGCAUGUUCAUGCGGGGGAAUGAAGAAGAAUUUGAAAAGGUUUGGCAUGAAAUGGUUGCAAAUUUGGGACUUAAUGAGAAUCGUUGGGUGACCGAGAUAUAUGGGAAACGUAAAAGAUGGGCAGAGGCGUAUUUACGUGGAAAUUUCUUUGGAGAGAUGAGAACCACACAAAGGUGUGAGAGUAUGAAUGCAUAUCUAAAUAGAUUCUUAAAAAUUCGCUUGCGACUGUAUGAGUUUGUACAACAAUUUGAUAGAGCCAUACUGAGAAUACGGCAAAACGAGGCAAAGGCAGAGUUCGAGUCGAACAAUUCUUCACCCGUGCUUUCAACCAAACUAGCCAUACUUGAAAAUCAUGUUGCGACGGUAUACACAAAAGAAUCUUUCCUUAAAUUUCGUGAGGAGAUGAAAAAUGCUGAGUUAUUCUUUGUGGUUGGUGUUGUAAGUGAUCAUUCAAUGCGGGCAUACACCUUAUCUAAGUUUAGACACCCGAACUUAAAUUGGGAAGUACAAUUUUGCCCGGAUAUUGUAACAUUAAAAUGCUCAUGCAUGAUGUUUGAGUCAAUUGGCAUCCCAUGUUGCCACAUGGUGGUGGUUAUGAAGGUGGAGCAUUUGGAAGAGAUUCCUCAGUCAUGUAUUAUGAAGAGGUGGACAAAGUUAGCAAAGGUGUAUACAAGAUCAGUACCAGUGAAUGAGACGGAUAACAACAUGGAUCAGUUUGUACGAUAUGGUUCAUUGAGUUCGAUGUGCAACAAGCUCUCCUACUUUGCGUCAGAUACGUCAUCUUCAUUUAUAGAGGCCAAAAAUGAAAUACAAAAUUUGACGGCGAGAAUGGAGGAACUCUAUAACUAUAAUUUGAAAAGGAAGAAAAUAGCAUCAGAUGGAGCGACCGGUACUAACCAAGUUCGUGAUCCAAAUAUUGUGAAGUCUAAAGGGAAUCCAGGCAAAGUGGCAAUGAAUGUUCAAAAGGGAAGACGAUGCAGUCGUUGUAAAAGAGUGGGUCACACAAUUCGAAAGUGUCCAGAAGCUACAAUCCCUCAAAAUGCUCAGUCGGGUUAUAUGGGAAUGUUAGGGGAACAGUUGCCGAAUGACCCAUCUGACAUGUACAUAGAUUGGGGUGAACUUAAUAAUGUAAGAUCGGGAAUGAAGAAACACUUUUGA